AUGCAGGUCAGUUCAGUUAACAUCCCUUCCCACCCAUCACAACCCCUCUCUUCAUCCUUCCUCAAUCUCUCCCCCAAACAGCUGCCCUGCCAUCAGGAGUAUCUCUGCGAUCGCCGCUGCCAGCGUGGCAGGCCGUGCGGGCGACACCUGUGCAAGCGGCGCUGCUGUGCUGGCGACUGCCCUCCCUGCCCCGAGCGCCAACUGUGCAACGGCGUUGCUUCGCUGGCGACUGCCCCCCUUGCCCCGAGCAACAUGUUCUUGAGGCGCCUUCCUUCUUUCUUUCUGUCCAGCUCUGCACCUGCUCUCUCCCCUGCCCUCUCUCCUCCCCUUCCCUCCUGCAGCGGCCCCUGUGCCCCCUGCCAUAGCACUUUCCUUAUCGCAUGCUUCUUUGCUCGUUGCUUGCUCCUGCUCUCUUGCCCCCGUCUCCCCCAUCCCCCUUCCCUUCCCUCCCAGCGGUCCCUGUGCCCUGUGGAGCAGAGAAGCAGCAGCGCCCUCCCAGAUGCCACAUGCGCUGCUCCAUACUCCCGGACCCUGGUUCCCCUCUCUCCUCAUAUGCUCGCUCGCUCCCUUCCCUUCUCCCCUCCAUGCCUCUCAGGUGCCCUGUGGAGCAGAGAAGCAGCAGCGCCCUCCCAGAUGCCACAUGCGCUGCCCUGUGCCGCCCACAUGUCACCAUGGGGCCAACUGCAGGGGCCUGCUCUCCUUGCAGCCUCGCCUGUGGCCAGCCCUACCACUGCACGCCAUGCUAUAAUCACUCGCAUCGCGUUUCCUCCUUGCCUCUCCCCCCUUUAUAAUCACAGCCGCAUCGCUGUCACUACGGGGCGUGUCCCCCUUGCAGCCUCCCCUGCGGGGAGCCCUUUGACUGCGGCCACUCCUGCCCGCUCAGGGUGGUUCCUCAGAUGCCAUAACCCCCGUCCGCCUCCCAACCCGCCCUUCUCCCUUGAGCCGCCCAAGAAGAAGAAGAAAGGGAAGAAGGAGGGCGAGGAGGAGGAGAAGGAUGAUUCAAUGCUCAUACCAUGCCAUAACCCCCGUCCGCCUCCCAACCCGCCCUUCUCCCUUGAGCCGCCCAAGAAGAAGAAGAAAGGGAAGAAGGAGGGCGAGGAGGAGGAGGAGGAUGAUUCAAUGCUCAUACCAUGCCAUAACCCCCGUCCGCCUCCCAACCCGCCCUUCUCCCUUGAGCCGCCCAAGAAGAAGAAGAAAGGGAAGAAGGAGGGCGAGGAGGAGGAGGAGGAUGAUUCAAUGCUCAUACCAUGCCAUAACCCCCGUCCGCCUCCCAACCCGCCCUUCUCCCUUGAGCCGCCCAAGAAGAAGAAGAAUGGGAAGAAGGAGGGCGAGGAGGAGGAGGAGGAGGAUAAUAUAAUGCCCAUAUUCUUACCACUGAUCUUCACUCCCCUUCCUACCACCAGGUGCCACGGCCCCCGCCCGCCUCCCAACCUGCCAUUCUCCCUUGAACCACCCAAGAAGAAGAAGAAAGGGAAGAAGGAGGGCGAGGAGGAGGAGGGGCAGGGGAAGCCAGGAUCGCCGUGCCCCUCAUGUGUGGUGCCGGUGGUGCGAGAAUGCAGAGGAAGACACCAGGGGCAGGAGUGCGAGGUAGGUGCUUCUAAAGCUGUGUGCUCCCUUGCUCUCACGACUCUGCCUUCUCGUGCGAGCUACCGUGUGGUAAUGCCUAUCUUUGUGCUCCCCUGCUCUCAUGACCCUGCCUUCUCAUGCGAGCUACCCUGCGGUAACCCCCUUGCAUGCGGUAACCACGCAUGCCAGCUGGCGUGCCACGUCAUCACCCGCCCGCGAACCGUAGAUGGACAGAGAGUGCUGGUGGCCAAGGGGGGAGAGGAGGGAGGAGAGGAGGAGGAGGAGGAGGGGGGAGUGAGGGAGGUGGAGGAGGGAGGAGAGGAAGGAAAGAGCUUGCCUCGUGACACGUGCUACCCUUGCAAGCGAGCAUGUCAAAAGGUUGGUCCCUCAUACCUCUCCUCCCUUCUACACCUUCCUCCACCACUUCUUCUACCUCACUACACUUGCUACUCUUGCAAGCCACCAUGCCAAAAGGGACCCUCCAUGCGCGCAUCCCUGCCCGGAGCCGUGCCAUCCGGGCAGCUGCCCGCCGUGCAAAAACCUUCUGAGAAAGCGGUGCUACUGCGGCAUCAUGACCCAUGCGAUCGAGUGCGGCCAAUGGGGUGCCGCCACGGAGGCAGAGAGAAUCAGAAUGGUGUCUUGCACGGGGCCCUGCCACAAGUCACAGUGCGCUGUGCAUGCCUUCGCCUCAAGAAAGAGUGGCUGUGCUCCCAAGUGCAAUCCGAAACUGCCAAAGCUGCUGCCAAUGGUGCAAGCAAACCCACUAGCAGCGCAGACAGCAACAGUGGUGGGAGUGUUGGAGGUGGUGGGGGUGGGAGACUGCGAGAGUCAAUGGUGGGGGUGGGGCUGAUACCAUGUGACGACGAGUGCCGGCGUAUUCAGGAGGAGGAGUGGAAGCGGAGGGAAGCGGAGGAGAAGCGAGAGGCAGAGAGGAAGGCAGCAGCAGCAGCAGAGGCUGAGAGGCUUCGACUCGAAGUGGAAGCUGCUGUGAGUGUCGAUGGUGUUCGUCUUGUGUUUGGGUUCAUCCCUCCUGCUGUGAGUCGCUGGGUGAUCAUCGUCACUCUCUUCUGCCUCCUCCUCGUGCUCUCUGCUGGGGGGGGGGGGUUCAAGGCACUUCUCUCACACACCCCCUCCCCCCUCUCUCACUCAUUCCCAACCCGCGCCCCUCAAUCGCCCAUCGUCAGUGGUUCAUCCCUCCUGCUGUGCGUCGCUGGGUUAUCAUCGUCACCCUCUUUUGCCUCCUCCUCGUGCUCGCUGCUGGGCGGUGGGGGGGGGGGGGAGGGGGAACUCAAGACACUUCUCUCACACACCCCCUUCCCCUUCUCUCGCUCAUUACCAACCCAGCACCCGCGCCCCUCAAUCACCCAUCAUCCGGGUUUCAUCCCUCCUGCUGUGCGUCGCUGGGCCGUCAGCAUAAUUCUCCUCUGCUUCCUCCUCCUCCUGCUGUUUGCUGCUGAAUGGGCCUCAGCGCACUUCUCUCACUCACCCCCUUUCCCUCUCUUUCUGCCCCUUUCCCUCACUCAUUCCCAACACCCCCACCCCUCAGUCGCCCAUCAUCAGGCGUUCAUCCCUCCUGCUGUGAAGCGCUGGGCUGUUAUCAUGACUCACCUGUGCUUCCUCCUCCUGCUGCUGCUGCUCGCUAUCGGGGUGCACCUCAAGGCACUUCCAGCAUUCAUUGCUUCUCCUUUCUUUCACUCCCAGUGCGCGGCGGUGGGCCGUCAUCGUCACUCUCCUUGGCCUACUCCUGCUGCUGCUGCUCGCUAUCGGGGUGCACCUCAAGGCACUUCCAGCAUUCAUUGCUUCUCCUUUCUUUCACUCCCAGUGCGCGGCGGUGGGCCGUCAUCGUCACUCUCCUUGGCCUACUCCUGCUGCUGCUGCUCGCUAUCGGGGUGCACCUCAAGGCACUUCCAGCAUUCAUUGCUUCUCCUUUCUUUCACUCCCAGUGCGCGGCGGUGGGCCGUCAUCGUCACUCUCCUUGGCCUACUCCUGCUGCUGCUGCUCGCUAUCGGGGGGUUCAUCUCUCCUGCUGUGCGGCGUUGGGCCGUCAUCAUCACUCUCCUCUGCCUUCUCCUCGUCCUGCUGAUUGCUGCUGGAGUGGGCUUUAAGGCUCAAGGUGUUUGCAUCAAUCUUUCCCCUCCAUUCCUCUCACUCAUCCCAACCCAACAACCCCAACCCCCGCUCCAUUUGCCCAUCAUCAGGGGCUCAUCCCGCCCGCUGUGUGUCGCUGGGCCGUCAUCGUCACUCUCCUCUGCCUCCUCCUCCUGCUGCUCGCUGCUGGGGGAGGGGGGCUCAAGACACUUCUCUCUCACACACCUCCCUUCCCCUUCUCUCGCUCAUUCCCAACCCAACCCCCGCUCCAUUUGCCCAUCAUCAGGGGUUCAUCCCACCCGCUGUGCGUCGCUGGGCCGUCAUCAUCACUCUCCUUUGCCUCCUCCUCCUGCUGCUGAUGCUGCUGGGAUGGGACUCAAGGCUCAAGGCGCUUCCAUUCCAUCAAUCUUCCACCACCUCCCCCCCCUUUCCCCCACCUUCUUCCCCCCUUAUAUCGCCCAUCGUCAGGGCUUCAUCCCUCCUGCUGUGCGGCGGUGGGCCGUCAUCAUCACUCUCCUGUGCCUUCUCCUCGUCCUGCUGAUCGCUGCUGGGGUGGGCCUCAAGGCGCUCUCUGAUUGGAUGAAUGAGCGGGACCGCCUCCGCCCUAGAAAGUCGUUUCGUUACUAA
Molecule: messenger RNA, 4281 nt
Organism: Closterium sp. Naga37s-1
Lineage: Eukaryota; Viridiplantae; Streptophyta; Zygnematophyceae; Desmidiales; Closteriaceae
Source: the annotation of a GenBank genome assembly